Molecule: messenger RNA, 1562 nt
Organism: Tigriopus californicus
Lineage: Eukaryota; Metazoa; Arthropoda; Copepoda; Harpacticoida; Harpacticidae
Gene: Tango9
Product: solute carrier family 35 member F6-like
Cellular component (GO): intracellular membrane-bounded organelle; membrane
Source: RefSeq, a predicted model, not a curated record
AUCUUGAUUGCUCUUCCGUGGGCGUUUUCCGUGUCAAGACCCGUCAGUUCUUCUCCUCCAUCUUCACCAUGAAUAUGUUCCAUUUGAGCUUGGCCACUCUUAUGCUCAUUACGGGCUCAAUCAACACCCUCUCAGUCAAAUGGGCGGAUACCAUGACCUCGGAGAGCUCGGAUGGACAGCAAAGAGGCUUUGAUCACCCGUUCUUGCAAGCUUGUGGUAUGUUUUUGGGGGAAAUGAUGUGCAUGGUGGCUUACUAUGCUCUCCGUUGGCGUCGUCAACGUGCUUUGGCCCGGGCUCGCGAUCCGGAUGCGCCUCAGGAACUGGGUCCUCCCGAGACCCCGUUCAGUCCACUGAUCUUCUUACCUCCGGCCAUGUGCGACAUGACCGCCACCUCGAUCCAAUACAUUGGUUUGACCCUGACCUAUGCCUCAUCGUUUCAAAUGCUAAGAGGGGCUGUUAUCAUCUUCACUGGUUUGUUCUCGAGGAUUUUCUUGCGGAGACGUUUCCAGUGGUUCAAAUGGUUUGGCAUUGGUUUGAUUAUCAUUGGCUUGGCUGUGGUGGGCCUCUGUGAUAUGCUCUAUCUCCAUCCUGCCCACCACAAAAACGAAACAUUGGUGGAAACCCAAUCGAAUCUCCAGAGCCCACUGUUCCAUGCCGAAUACUACGGUGGAUCCAUCCAGGGCUUAAAUGCCCUAGUAUCCGAGUCCAAUAAAUCCAGUUCUGAUGUACUUCUGGGGGAUAUCCUAAUUGUUUGCGCUCAAGUCAUCGUGGCCACCCAAAUGGUUUACGAAGAAAAAUUCUUGGCCAAAUAUGAUGUCCCACCUCUACAGGCCGUAGGUUGGGAGGGCACCUUUGGGUUCCUGACCCUGGCCACGUUACUCAUCCCGAUGUAUUUCAUUCCCGUGGGACCCAAGUUUGGCAACAAUCCCCGACACGUCCUCGAAGACGCCUACGACGGUCUCUAUCAGUUGUUUCACAAUGGACAACUUAUGACCGCUUUCUGCGGUACCGUUGUGUCCAUUGCCUUCUUCAACUUUGCGGGCAUCUCCGUGACCAAGGAGAUGUCGGCCACCACCCGGAUGGUCCUAGAUAGUGUCAGAACCAUGGUCAUUUGGGGCGUUUCCCUCAUGGUUGGGUGGCAACGGUUCCACGUGUUGCAACUCCUUGGUUUCGCCCUGCUUGUCUGUGGCAUGUGCAUCUACAACGACCUGGUUUUUGCUCCCGGUAUCAAAUACCUUCGUGGUCGUUUCUGCACUCGACGAGACCCUUAUGCCAAUCUGGACAAUGAGAGUGAAGAAACCGGUCCAGUGGAACCGGAACGUAGCAUUUAUGAACGAGAGACCUAGCCUUGUUGCCAAUGGAUUCUAUAACCCAAUACAACUCUCGUUUGAGUUCCCCUUGCCUUUUCGUCCCACAAAAAAUGAGUUUUUUGUUUCCUAUCAAUGACCUGACUCGUGUACUCGUAUUCUUUCUUAUCUUCAUUCUAAUAAUUGUGAUACCACCCUAGUACAUUAUAGUUGCGCUGAAAAAGUAUUUGAAAUAUAUACAUCCAGUAGAGUCGA